Daldinia vernicosa is the source of this 1352-nucleotide messenger RNA. RefSeq lists its product as uncharacterized. The coding region runs from base 607 to 951 and encodes 114 amino acids. The transcript is spliced from 3 exons. Lineage: Eukaryota; Fungi; Ascomycota; Sordariomycetes; Xylariales; Hypoxylaceae. The record is from RefSeq and is a predicted model, not a curated record.
CACGAGAGUCUGGGUCGGGUUCUUUUGCUCGAGACUAAUACAUGCGUGCUUGACUACCAAUUUACAUUAUUUUUAUCCAGUCGUUCCGUAUGAAGCAUCAUAAGAAUUGCUUAUACUAAUGCUUGAAACUGGAAAUGGGCUAGUACAAAGUCCCGAGUAGCCACUUCAAUCAAGACGAAGGAUCGUGAACCAUGGCGUCUACCGGUCCAGACGCGACAACCGAACCACAUCCAGAAGGUAAAAGCUUCGCAUACUUCCGAACUAUGGGGAAUGUGCGUGGUUAUCCGGUUUAUAAAGCAGGGACCUUUUGCCAUUAGCGCUUCUAAUCCGGAGCCAAGAUAUUAGACGGGAGGAUUUCUGAGGUUUUAUCGCAGUUCACGAUCGAACGAUCGAAUUACUCAUGGCUUACUUAUAUUGCAACGAAGAAACUUGGCUCUAAUAAUAGCUCUUUGGCAUUUCCUCUUAACCUUUCGGCUUCACCUCACACUCCUACGACUUCAGAUACGAGCAUCAGCAACAAAGAAGCAAGUCUUAUACCACUCAAGACCAAAUAACUACCAAACCCACCCCCUAGCGGAAAAACAUCCUUGCCUACCUACCAACAAAAUGCGUCCCACCCUCACCCUCCUUCUCCCCGGCCUAGCAGCCCUCACCACCGCAUCCCGCGCCGCCGACCCCUCCGUCGUCUUCUACGCAGAAAUCUUCAGCGCGGCGGCCGACUGCAGCGGGACCACCGGCAUUUCGGCAUUUCUCUACAGCCGCGGCGCGUGCCAGAACACGGCUACGCCGGGCACCGGGUCCGCGCGCGUGCGGUACAACGAGCGGCCCGAGACGCUUUCCCUGACGGGCUGGACCGGAGCCGAUUGUACUGGGGACUCGAUGGUGGUGGGCCCGACGGUGGGCGUGUGUGUGGCGCUUAAUGGGACGGCGGUUGCGAGUUGGUCUUAUUAGGUAGAGCUUCGGUGGUGGUGGGGUUGGGAAAUGGAUAUAGGGUUGGUGGAUGUUGUAUCUACACGCAUAUUUUGGCGGGCAUCUCGAUGGAAUCUUUGUCGUGAACUUAUACGGCUGGAUAAGGCUUCGUGUAUAGCAAAACCAAACUACUAGCGUUGAUCGAGGAACGGCCGACGACUUCGAGUAGCUAUUGAAUGGCGGAUACAAUAGAAUGGGGUUUACUUCACUGCCAACUUGUUUAAAUUCUAAUAUGAUACCUUAUGUGUAGCUGGUUAUAGGAACGAAGAGGAACGAAGAAAAGCGAAGGAAAGCCCUUGUAGUGAGAGGCUCACUACCUACGUCUUCGUCCUUGUACCUUGAGAUAGUAAGGGCAACUGAUAAUAAAGCCACUUUUUACCUAU